Messenger RNA from Neolamprologus brichardi, 1585 nucleotides. It is a transcript of the gene ppp6c, whose product is annotated as protein phosphatase 6, catalytic subunit. The record is from RefSeq and is a predicted model, not a curated record. Gene Ontology annotation, molecular function: protein serine/threonine phosphatase activity. Lineage: Eukaryota; Metazoa; Chordata; Actinopteri; Cichliformes; Cichlidae.
UUGAAAAUGAAGGAGCGGCGAGCGAACAGGAAGAAGAAAAGGAAGCUAACUGCAGUUUAGCUGCUUUUAGCGUUUCGAUAAUGGCGCCUUUAGACCUCGAUAAGUACGUAGAAAUAGCGAGACAGUGCAAAUAUCUGCCUGAAAACGAUCUAAAGAGAUUAUGUGAUUAUGUUUGUGAUUUACUGCUUGAAGAAUCAAAUGUUCAGCCAGUCGCUACUCCGGUUACAGUUUGUGGAGACAUUCAUGGUCAGUUUUAUGAUCUAUGCGAGCUCUUCAGAACUGGAGGCCAAGUACCAGACACAAAUUACAUUUUCAUGGGAGAUUUUGUAGACAGAGGAUAUUAUAGCUUGGAGACUUUUACACACCUGCUAGCUUUAAAAGCCAAGUGGCCAGAUCGUAUCACACUCCUUCGAGGGAACCAUGAGAGCAGACAAAUAACUCAAGUGUAUGGAUUUUAUGAUGAGUGUCAGACAAAGUAUGGAAAUGCAAAUGCCUGGCGGUAUUGCACGAAAGUGUUUGAUAUGCUGACUGUGGCAGCUUUGAUAGAUGAGCAGAUCCUGUGUGUCCAUGGUGGUCUCUCACCGGACAUCAAGACUUUGGACCAGAUCCGAACCAUCGAACGCAACCAGGAGAUUCCUCACAAGGGGGCUUUUUGUGAUCUUGUGUGGUCAGAUCCAGAGGAUGUGGACACCUGGGCUAUCAGUCCACGAGGUGCUGGCUGGCUUUUUGGCUCCAAGGUUACUAAUGAGUUUGUUCACAUCAACAACUUGAAGCUCAUCUGCCGUGCACACCAGCUGGUUCAUGAAGGCUACAAGUUUAUGUUUGAUGAGAAACUGGUGACCGUGUGGUCAGCGCCCAACUACUGCUACCGCUGUGGGAACAUUGCCUCCAUCAUGGUCUUCAAGGACGUCAACAGACGAGAGCCCAAGCUGUUUCGAGCCGUUCCCGACUCUGAACGUGUGAUACCUCCUCGAACAACCACCCCCUACUUCCUCUAAUGAUAAAGCGGAAGUUUUCUCUUAGCUCUACCCUCUGGACUUCUCAUCCCUCAAAUAUUAUUCAGCAAAAGAUUACAUGCAGGAAAUCUUAUAAGACUUCCUGGAUUUUGUUUUUUGCACUUCUCUCUGUGCAGCUGAAGAGCACCUGUUGGGUCAGCCAUCAGAUCCAUGCCGUGCUUCCUUCCUUUUUUGUAAACUCACAACAUGUUUUAGGAAGUUAACACAAGUUAAGAGUGUUUUGAGUAGCAAAGAGUUUCUUUAAGGCUACAGUCUGUUUGCACCACACCCACAUUCUGCUAUAAAAGUAGGAAAAAUAUCUUUUUAUACACCCAAUGCCAGACUCAUACUGUUAAAUGACUUCAUAUUUUAAAUAAUUACAAUUUUUGAUCUUAUGUAUCCCUCCCAAGAAAAGUAAUUGACAAAUAUUUAUAGUAGCUCGUGCCAACGAUAGAUGCAUAUAAGUGAAGUGAUAAAUACUGUUUCCUUUGAUUCACUGUGUAAAACGCUCCUGAGCGAUUCUCUCAGCGUUUUGCCUUAACUGCUGAUUUCAUACUUUAGCUUCAGUUUAGUUUUCUUUUUUUUUUUUU